This is a messenger RNA of Strongyloides ratti, 1818 nucleotides long. Its product is annotated as von Willebrand factor, type A domain-containing protein. The record is from RefSeq and is a predicted model, not a curated record. The coding region runs from base 1 to 1818 and encodes 605 amino acids. Lineage: Eukaryota; Metazoa; Nematoda; Chromadorea; Rhabditida; Strongyloididae. The transcript is spliced from 2 exons.
AUGGAUAAAAAAAAAGUUUUUACCUACUUUUUAGUAGGUUUUUCUUUAGUAGUAUUAAUAAUAGGAACAGCUUUAAUAAUUAUUGGUAGUUUAGCAUUAAAUGAUAGUAAAAAUUGCUCAAAAAAUAGUGAUAAUCUUUCUUCUACAAAACAUAAUAUAUUGGCAUCAACAGUUCCAAGUACCAUGGCAAAAUCUACACCUUCUUCAGAUAUAAUAAGUACUUAUUUCAUUAGAGUUAAUAUGAGUCUAGAAAAUUUAAAUAAUUUCUACUCUAAAUAUAAUAUUGAAAGCCAAGGUCAAGAAGUAAUUUCAAAGGUUAAUAAGGCAUUGUCUUCCUCAAGUAAACCAGAUAUCUUAAGUGUUCUAAGCAUUGAUAAUGAUUGUAAGAGUGAAUUUACAAAUAGUUAUAAUAUAAUAUUAAUAUUAUCAUAUCUCAGUAAUGCUCCAUCUUUGGAAAAUUUGAGGAACCUUUUAUCAAAAAAUAAUAUUAACGUUCUUGAAAUCAAAAAUCUAGUGAAUAAUUAUAUCCCAAAUACUAAUAAAGAUGGUACAUGUUAUUCAUUUUGUGAUGCAACUUGUUCUAAUUCUAAACCAACCUCUCCAACUAUUUCAACAAAAACUAUUCCUUUAAAUAUAACAAACGUAACUAUUUCUAAUCAUAAUAUUACAACUACAGCAAGUAGCAAUCCGGUAACAAUACCUUCUUGUUCCAAUAUAAUUGCUGUUGAUUCAAGUUCAAUACUUCUAAAUUCACAAUAUUAUCAAAUGGAACUUGGAUUAAUUCAAAAUUUUUCACGUGUAAUAACAGAAUUUGAUAAUUUAUUAUUAGUAUCCUAUAGUAAUGAAACACAAAUAGUUCAACCUUUUGGUAGUAUGAAAAAUGCAAACGAUUUUACUAAUUCUAUUAGUAGUAUUACACAAAAACCAGGUUCACAGUUAAGUGUUCUCUUAUCAACAUUACUAAACUAUCUAGAAAAUCGAAAAACUGAAACAAUUAAUACAGUUAUUAUGGUAACAAAAUAUAUUCCUACCGAAAUAAAUAAAUCUAUUCCAUUGGUAAAAAAAUUAAAAGCAAUGGGACAAAUUAGUUUUAUAAUUUUGGGAACAGGUGCCAAGGAAGAAGAGUUACAACCACUCAAUCCAACAAACAUUAUUGUUUAUGAUUUUGCCACUUGUGAUGAAGAUAAAUUUGACAAUAAAUUUAAAAGUUUUAUCAAUUGUCCCUUUGAACCAUAUUUUUAUAAUAAAUUAGAUGGAUCACAGGUAUAUCCAUGUAAAAGUGCUAUAGCAUUUUCUGUAGAUGGUUCAUUGGCACUAGAAAAAGAAAAAUUUGAAGCAGAAAUAAAUGGAUUGACAAGUGACGAUGUUAUAACAAAUGAAUGGAAUAAUUUUGAAAGAAUAUCAUUGGUAAAAUAUUACACAUCAGCAGAUAUAAUUGUUAAUUUUAAUUCUGUUAAUACAAAAGAAGAAUUCUUUAGAAUAGUUAGAACAGUACAACAAACUGGGGACAGAGUAAACUUAGCUAAUUUAUUAGCUGCACUAGAGAGUGGUUUUGUAUUUUACCCCCAAAAUGAAGUACAAAAUCAUUUUAUAUUUCUUUCUAGUAAUAUAACAACUAAGGAUAUUCAAAUUUCAAUUCCAUAUGCUACAAAUGUAAAAAAUAAAGGCAGUUUAAAUUUUAUAGUUUUUGGAAAAGAUUUAAUACCAGCAUUAAAUUAUCUAACAAGUAACGAUAGAAUAUUAUAUUGGGAUUAUACAACAACAGAAGCCAACGAAUCAUUAAAAAAUUUCAUUACAAAUAGGAUUACUUGUAGUUGA